Molecule: messenger RNA, 1303 nt
Organism: Drosophila obscura
Lineage: Eukaryota; Metazoa; Arthropoda; Insecta; Diptera; Drosophilidae
Product: flocculation protein FLO11-like
Exons: 2
Coding region: 32-1303 (423 amino acids)
Source: RefSeq, a predicted model, not a curated record
UGAAUACAAGGAGCAGCGAUUACAAAGGACAAUGACUACGACACAAUUGGACCAUUCUACGCCAAGCAACGCUCAAGCCAGACCCCGCAGCACAGACACAACAGGAUUCGACCAAGCCCGACACAAGAAUCACGGAACUUCGACGGAGACGACUGCGACACCGCUGGAUGCACCCAGGGCCAGUCCGUCUGCCAGCAACGCAAUGCCAGACACACACAAGAAUCACGGAACUUCGACGGAGACGACUGCGACACCGCUGGAUGCACCCAGGGCCAGUCCGUCUGCCAGCAACGCAAUGCCAGACACACACAAGAAUCACGGAACUUCUGCGGAGACGACUGCGACACCGCUGGAUGCACCCAGGGCCAGUCCGUCUACCGACAAAUCAACGUCAGACGUAAGCAGGAGCAACGGGACUGCGGGGAAGACAACUACGACACCGCUGGGCACUCCCAGGGCUAGUUCAUACACCCACCAGUCCAAUUUACACAACGCCAGGAACUUUGAAACUUCAGCGGAGGCGGCUGCGACACCGCUGGACACUACCAGGGCCAGUCGACCUACUCCGAAGACAAUGCAAAACGACCACACUGGGACAACGCCGAGGGCCUCGCAAGACGCCAGCAUCAGACCAGCCCACGACAGACAGACCCAGAGGGACUACCCUGACCAUAACACCCGCAUGAACUACCAGCUAGCACCAUUGGCCGAUGCCGCAAUGGGCAAACGGCGGAAUCCGUUUCACAAGACAGGCCAGACCACCCAUCCCACCGUGAACCUAGCGGCCAUUACCACCACACAGUCCGAAGAACCUCCGCUACAGAAGUCCCGGAUCCACGAACCACCACCAACUCCGUGCGUAGCAGCGUUCCUGGAGGAAGAGUUGGCCAAAUUCGAGGGUCUGGCAGGUAUUUCUCACAUAGCACAGCAUACAAUCUAUAUGAAGGACGACAAACCUGUGAAACAACGGUAUUACCCGAAAACCCCGGCCAUGCAGAAGAUAAUAGACGACCAAGUCGACGAAUUACUGCGGGAAGGACGUAUCGAAGCUUCAAAGAGCCCACACAGCGCGCCUAUAGUACUCGUAGGGAAAAAAGACAGGCGAGAUGCGCAUGUGCGUCGACUACAGACAACUCAACGCCAGAUCUAUACCGGACGCCUAUCCGCUCCCCAGGAUCAACCACAUCCUCGAGAGACUCCGCGAUGCCCACUACAUCUCGACAUUGGACCUGAAGAAUGGGUAUUGGCAAAUCCCGAUGGCGGAGGGAAGUCGGGAAUGCACUGCAUUUACCGUGCCAGGUAG